ACAAAUGGCAAAACAGAUAGCUGACGUCCAAAUCCAUGCUUCAGAUUCUCAGGAUUAUUUGGAGGAUGAUAAUCUGGAUAUAAGCGUUGAUCUCAUAGACGACGGACUGUAUUUAGGUAAUCUGGCAUGUGCCAGAGACUACAAGACAUUAGAGAAGUUGCAGGUAACACAUAUACUGACCAUAGAUGUGGUACCACUGCCGCGGACAGCACUCGACCACAUCAAUAUCACCUUUAAAUAUGUGAAAUUGGCUGAUGUGCCCAAAGAAGAUUUGAUAAGCCACCUGCCAGAAACAAAUGAUUUUAUCAAAGAAGCGAUCACAAAAGGUGGCACAGUAUUGGUGCAUUGUUACUUCGGAGUGUCUCGGUCAGCUGCUGUAGUGGUAGCUUAUAUAAUGGAAAAGUAUGGACUAUGUUACGAGGACGCGUUCACAUUGGUAAAGAGCAAGCGGCGGUUUAUCAGCCCCAACAUUGGUUUCGUGGCGCAGCUCAAACUCUUUGGCCAUAUUGGAUUUACGCUGAACAAAGAGGACCCUAGAUAUAAGCAAUUUAGGUUGAAAAUGGCCGGGCAAAAGUUAAAACAAGUAAAAAUUCUACCACAAAUGUUCGCGGACCUCGUGAAACCAGACCCAGGGUUGAUACGGGAGCGGCCUGAUCCCAUAGUAUACCGGUGCAAGAAGUGCCGCCGUAUAGUAGCCAGCCAGAACAACAUCAUCCCGCACAUACCCAAGCAGUUAAAAGUGGAGUUAGCAAAGAAAGGCAUUCGGCCGCCACCGAGCAAGCUCACAGGGCUGACCUGUGCCGAGAAUGGGGAGAUCCUGUUAGAGAAGUUGAAGAGUCUCGCCUGUCAGAUAUUGGAUACUAAGAUUGAUACGUGCAGCGAUUUGAAUAGUCCAGGACAGAGUAAUAGCCAGAAGAGUGACUGUCAUGAUAGUGAUGAAGGUCCUAGCCAGGUGUUGGACGGCUACAGUGAAGGGAACAUGGUGGACGCGAACAUAGUGGCCCGCGACGCACCCGAGAUCUGCCGGCUGAUGUGGUUCGUGGAGCCGAUGUCCUGGAUGAAGGAGGUGCAGCACGACACGCACGGCAAGCUGCACUGCCCCAAGUGUCAGAACAAAAUUGGCAGCUUCAACUGGGUCAUGGGCUGUAAAUGCCCGUGCGGACAGAAGGUAGCGCCGGCUUUCUACCUCGUACCUUCGAAGGUAGAAUGGUCCAAUAUAGUACAAAAUGUACAGGUCACUGUUUGAAGGAACCUCAUACCCUGUUGUG
This is a messenger RNA of Achroia grisella, 1268 nucleotides long. Its product is annotated as dual specificity protein phosphatase MPK-4-like. The transcript is spliced from 7 exons. Gene Ontology annotation, biological process: protein dephosphorylation. The coding region runs from base 5 to 1246 and encodes 413 amino acids. The record is from RefSeq and is a predicted model, not a curated record. Gene Ontology annotation, molecular function: protein tyrosine/serine/threonine phosphatase activity. Gene Ontology annotation, cellular component: nucleus. Lineage: Eukaryota; Metazoa; Arthropoda; Insecta; Lepidoptera; Pyralidae.